UCCUCUGUAUCUUUAAACAUUUUAUUUUUCUUUAUAAACGCACACUCUGUCAUACAUAAAAAGGCGUAAUUUGUUCCAUUUCCUGUUCUUGCGACGUCGUUUAUUCGGCAGUCACUCGCCUCAGAUCUCUCCGUUCAGUGUUCUGAUUGAGAUAAUUGUAAUUGAAACCUAGAUGCCUGCUACAAAGCUCUGCUCAAGAACUCUCAAUGCAAUGAAAUCAGAAGUAGGGAAUGAUUCCCUAGAUACCUUCAUCAGACAAGCCGUAGGAAAGGAGCCUCUUCUCCCUUUCCCAAGGACUGUGGAUAGUUCAGUUCCUUGGAUUCAAUUGUUUCAGGCCUUAGAUCAACCAGAUCUCCCUGGCUGGCCAUUGCUGACCCCUGUGAAAGUUCAGAUGCAAAGGUGCUAGAAGUGUUCCCGGGAGUUCUGUUCUCCAAUAAACUACAGAAGACAUAUUCGGGAAUGGCACAAAAAUAGGGAUUUAUUAGCUGUAUUUUGGGAUAAGUUGUCAUUGGAGCGGGCUAAGGAAUUAGUGUCAUUUAAUGACAUAAUUCUUAAGUAUACUACAGGUUGAGUCAUAAUUCCUUGUGGAGGAGGAGGAAGCUGAACAGAAAAGGCAAGUAGUGAUUCUGGAGAGGAAGAAACAGAAAAAGCUUCGUCAAAAGCAACAGAAGGUCAGGGAACAAUACUAUGGGUGCAGCAGAGAUUUGAAUGUCUAUGUUGAUGCUAUAGAUAGGCCUACUUCAGCCGAAGCAUCUGAUCUGUCAUCCCCAUCGGACCCAAACUCAAACUCAAAAGAGGUUCCUACAACCUCAGACUCUGUUCAACCCCAAAACAAAGAGUCAGUUGAAGAUAUAGGAGCACAGUUUGAUGCUAGAAGUGAACAUAAGAAACAUGGGGACUCUCCAGCUGUUGAGCUCCAGAUGGUGGUUGCAAAUGGUCUUCGGCAAGUAGCCACCGACACGAACCCAAUAACACACGAACCACUUUGGGUCAACACGACACGAUAGCAACACAUAAGAACAUGAUAACAAUUGCUCAUGAUUAACAAAAAUUACAAAAUCUUGAUUCUGAUACAACACGAAACAUGACACAAACAUGACACUGCUCAUAAUAAAAAUUAAUAAUAUUAUAGUAGUAUUAUUUCUUAAUGUGUAACACGAACACGACACGAAAUUUUCGUGUUCUUAACAUGUCGACACGAUAAUGACACGAUCCCGAUAAGCUUUGAACCAUACCUAUCAAUUUCGUGCCGGUUCGUGUCCUGUUAUCGUGUCGUGCAAAAAAUUGUCAGCCCUAAUUGAAAUGAGUGAAUAUUGUUUUAUGAAAUCAAUAGCCCUAAGGCCCAUGUUAAAUCCACAUGCUAUCGGCCCAAUCCAUUAAUUUAAAAGAGAAUAAAAGGAGAGAAAAAAAGAGUACACACACAAACACAAAACCAAAAUACGAGAAAUUCCCAAAACAUGGAAAACCCUAAUUCCCCAAUCGGAGGAACAGCUCCUGAAUCCGACCCCGAUUCCGGUGUCUGUGGUAAAGGGAAAAGAGGAAAGAUUGAAGAUACACCGGAAAUCGAUUCUGGUGGCGGCGAGAUUGCGAAAAUCGAUUCCGGUGGUGAUUCCUCCAUGGCUUCCAGGUCAACAAUGUUUAUGUUGGAAUCGGAAUCGAACAUUGCGGGACUCAGCGAUAUUAAUUUAAUCCUUCCCAGCGGCGAGGUUGUGGGAAUCGAUUCUGCUGGCCGUGAGAUUUCGGGAAUCGAUUCUGGUGCGAUUGGUAAACGAAAAAGAGGAGAGACUGAGGAUAUUCCUGAAAUCGAUUCCGGUGGCUGUGAGAUUGCGGAAAUAGAUUCUGAUGCGAGUGGUAAACUAGAAAUAGGAGGGAAUGAGUCUGCUGAAUAUGAGUCUGAGUCUGAGUAUGAGUAUGAGGAUGCGAGUGGUAAACUAGAAAUAGGAGGGGUUAAGUAUAUAUCGGAACAAGAUGAGUUUGAUUCUGAGUCUUCUGAAUAUGAGUCUGAGUCUGAGUAUGAGUAUGAGGAAAUCGAUCAGUCCGAGGAAAAGGAAAAGGAAAAGAAAACGCGGAAAGUAGAGAAAUUUGAAGAUAGAUAUGGAAUACUUGGUCCCUACGACAAAGAGAUGGUAUUUGAAAAGGAAGGUUUCAAAUUGGAUGAUUAUAUCCCAGGUCAUGAUCAGCCAUGGUAUGAUGAGCGUCUGCUCGAGGACAUCAAAAUUACUCCUUACGACCACGAGGCUGUUAUCAAAUACAUCUCCCAAGUCCGCCUUAGCUCUGGUUUUGAUGUGGAUACGAUUCUUCCUUCAUGGCUGAAGCACGAGGCCGCCUUAUAUUUCACCCCAAUGUGGCUCUCUCAUGCCACCCGCAGUGAUCUUAAAUAUGUCAAUAAAGCAGCAAAAAUUGCCAUUCAUGAAAUCAAUCUUGACAUGAAAAACAAAACUAGUUUCAAGCUUGUGGAAGUUACCAAUGUUGUCGUCACUUGGGCCCCAUUCUUUUUGCUAUUUUUGACUCUUGCUGUGGAAAAGGUUGAAGAAGAAGCACAAGCACAAGCACAAGCAGAAGCUGCUACUAUCCGAGCAGUUGUCCAUCACCCCAUAUGUAAACCUUGGCAACUUGAACAGUGGUGGGUUGUCAAACCAGACCCGACCGACGCAUAAUACCUAUAUCUUUGCUACUAUAUAUUUUGUUAACCACUAAUAUUAGAGAUGUUGUCGAAUUGUUAUUAGAACAAGUCUUAGGUUCGGAUGCAGUUUGGCUACUAGUAUGUUUUUAUAUUUAUGGACAAUCCUCCUUAUUUA
Molecule: messenger RNA, 2798 nt
Organism: Salvia splendens (bonfire salvia)
Lineage: Eukaryota; Viridiplantae; Streptophyta; Magnoliopsida; Lamiales; Lamiaceae
Exons: 9
Coding region: 1458-2657 (399 amino acids)
Source: RefSeq, a predicted model, not a curated record